Molecule: messenger RNA, 920 nt
Organism: Eucalyptus grandis
Lineage: Eukaryota; Viridiplantae; Streptophyta; Magnoliopsida; Myrtales; Myrtaceae
Exons: 2
Coding region: 209-790 (193 amino acids)
Source: RefSeq, a predicted model, not a curated record
UUGACCCAAACGCGCGAGCGCGAGCAUCUCUCUUCGCUUCCAAGAAACAUCGAUGCAAAACCCUACAAGCAAUCCCCAUUAGAUCACACUCCUUGAAACAAGAAAGACAGUAGAUCAACCCUCUCUCUUUCUUUCUCUCUCUCUCUCUGUAGUGAACAGUCCGACGCGUAAGCCCUCGUUUGUUCGCCAGCAUUUUCAAGAUCCAUCCAUGGAUGAAUCCGAGACAUUCCCGAAGGACUACUACACUCAGAACCCCGCGAGAACCCUCACCCCCUCCUCCAGCGACACCACGAGCGUCCAGGUGACCGCCCUCGAUGGCAUCGUGAACGUGAACUCCCUCUUCACCGUCGCCGUCUUCGUGGGGCUCUCCCUCACCACCCCAGACCAGCACAGCCUCGAGAACCCCGGCGCCUGCGACGCCGGCCUCGACGUCGUCAAGAAGCUGCUGGUCUUCGAGGUCGUCUCCUUUAGCUUCUUCCUCUUCUCCUCCCUCGUCGCCCAGGGCCUCAAGCUGGCCAUCAACCUCCUCAACAGCAAGGACGUGAACGAGGCCCUCAGGGCCCACAUCAACAUCAAGGUCCUGCGGUUCGGGAUGGUCGGCUCGGCCUUCGGGUCUGUCAUGGGCUGCCUGUUCCUGAUGCUGUCGAUGAUCAGCGUGAUCGAGAUUAGGCUCGGGAUGCUGUCCUGCGGGAGCAAGUCAGCGGUCCACGCGGUGUUGGCACUGAUCGUGCUUGUGUCGUCCGCUCUGGUGGCUUAUAUUUCCACUGCCGUGUAUGCUUUUCUGCAUUGAUGACUCGUGAGCGAGUGUUUCGAAGAAAUUGAAAGUACUUUUAAGCGUCUAUUAUGGGAAGUUGAAGCGAAUUUCUAGCUCUUUUUAUUCCAUCGUGCUUCUCAACUGAAUUGCAGCUUGGUUCAUAUUA